Messenger RNA from Chilo suppressalis (striped riceborer), 1224 nucleotides. The record is from the annotation of a GenBank genome assembly. Lineage: Eukaryota; Metazoa; Arthropoda; Insecta; Lepidoptera; Crambidae.
AUGACUUCGAAAAGUUUGACCAGGUUUCUGAAUUCCAAUCUAAGUUUUUCAAAUAAGAGUUUUGUGCUGCGCCGUUACAGUGAAAGUGCUAAAGCUGCUGUUAAAACGCCUCUAUACGAUCUGCACGUUAAAAAUGGUGGUAAAUUGGUAGAUUUCGCCGGAUUUUUGCUUCCGGUUCAAUAUUCCGACAUGAGUGUGUCUGCGUCGCAUUUGUUCACAAGGAGCAGCGCAUCCAUAUUCGACGUAUCCCAUAUGCUGCAGACAAACGUGAGGGGUAAAGAUUGCAUCGCUUGGUUCGAGUCCAUCACGCCUGUCGACUUGAGAGGCAUGAGCAACGGUUCAAGUGCACUUACCGUGUUCCUAAACGAUAAAGGAGGAAUUAUAGACGACCUGAUCGUCACUAAAGUCAAUGAGGAAACUCUGUACAUAGUGUCCAACGCCGGUAGAUUGGAUGUGGACAAAGAACACAUGAGAGAUACUUCCGAAGUGUUCCGUAAGCGAGGUAAAGAUGUGGAAGUAGAAUUUUGGAACGUCAACCAGAGAGCUCUUAUAGCUGUUCAGGGCCCGAAAGCAGUUUCCGCUGUUCAAACUUUGACAAAGAUACCGUUGAACGACUUGACUUUCAUGACAUCCGUGGAGGGUUUCGUAGUCGGCGCUGAAUGCAGGAUCACGAGGUGCGGUUACACUGGGGAAGACGGCGUGGAGAUAUCCAUACCGGCUCUGAAAGCAGACGUAGUUACAAACGCUUUACUGCAAAACCAGGAUGUGAAACUUGCAGGCUUGGGCGCUCGGGACUCGCUUCGUUUGGAAGCCGGCUUGUGUCUCUACGGCAACGAUAUUGAUGAGAGCGUCACGCCCGUCGAAGCGAACUUGACUUGGUUGGUAUCUAAAAGGAGGAGAAUCGACGGCGGCUUCCCUGGGGCUGAUGUAAUAUUGCGUCAGAUAAAAGAAGGAGUCAGUAAGAGAAGAGUCGGGAUAAGAAUGGAGAGCGGCGCUCCUGCUAGGAAAGAAGCUAUACUCAAAAGCGUGAACUCGGAAGAGAUAGGAAGAGUAACGAGCGGUUGUCCGAGCCCCUCAUUGGGUGGUAACGUGGCAAUGGGCUAUGUGUCCGAAGCUUUCAAGAAGAAUGGCACACAACUAUUGGUAAACGUCAGAGGCAAAGACAUGCAGUGCACUGUUGCUAAAAUGCCAUUCGUUCCAGCCAAAUACUAUACAAAGAAAUAA